ACAAAUUGCGUUUUGUUAGAAGAUGUGAAUGGUCCAGGCAAACAGUCUACAAUUCAUCAUGUACUGAAGCAUUUCAGCAGGAACACACUAAUCCCAGUCAUUACACAGCUAAUGAUGCAUUUUGGAGCAGCGAAGUGGAGGAGGAGAGGUGGCUGUGGAAUGAAGAACCAAGAGGUGGGGGAGUAUAAUGUCCUUCCUUACAGAUCUCUCAGGAGGCAGAGCCUCCAGCUACAUUUUGAUUGUUCUGUUGAAUGGAGUAUUUUGUGUCUUAGCGAGUUCUGAAUGCCUAUUAUUGAGCAGGAACUAAAUACUCCCAUUGUUUAUGACAAACAUUUUGGUUGUUCCCAGCGCGUUUUGAAAAUUACCUACUUGACAAGCAACUAUUUUCAUCAAGCGGUGGAACAGUUUGUCCCGAGCAGACGCAAUCCCUGUGGAAAGGAGCAGCCCGGGGCUGGCUGGCAGCAGCGCCUGCAUCCUCCGUUACCAUGGUGACAGCUCAGCCCCGGGGACCAGCUGCCGAGCGUGCUCGGGGAUGCUCCGCUCCGCUCCCGCAACUUCAGCUCUGAGCAACUUCCCUUGCGCUCAGAGUGCCCCGGGCAGCGGCGCCGGGCGGAGCUGGGGCCGCGCAGCCAUGCAGCCUUCCCCCCGCAGGCGCUCGGCCGUCAGCAUCUUUAGCCAUUUCUUCCAGGGGCGGAGGCAUUCCUCCUCCGAUCCCCUUCUCCGCCUCAGCCAGCGGCGCCGCAGCUCCGUGGUGGAGCUGCUCUCCUCGUCCACGCACCGGGUCAUGGUGGCUCUGUCGUCGCUCAGCCCCGAGGAGCUAGAUGCAACUUUUCCUGAAAAAAAAAGGAGCUCGAGGCGCCCCACGGCCAAGUACACGAAGGUGGGGGAGCGGCUGCGCCACGUCAUCCCCGGGCACAUGCAGUGCUCCAUGGCCUGCGGCGGCCGCGCCUGCAAGUACGAGAACCCCGCGCGCUGGGCCGAGCACGAGCAGGCCAUCAAGGGGCUCUACUCCUCCUGGAUAACAGAUAACAUCCUGGCUAUGGCUCGACCCUCAACAGAAUUAAUUGAAAAGUACAACAUUAUUGAGCAGUUUGAAAGAUGUGGCAUAAAAACCAUAAUUAACCUUCAGCGUCCUGGGGAGCACGCGAGCUGUGGGAACCCCCUGGAGCAGGAGAGCGGCUUCACCUACCUUCCUGAAGCCUUUAUGGAGGCUGGCAUUUAUUUUUAUAAUUUUGGAUGGAAGGAUUACGGAGUGGCAUCUCUCACGACUAUCCUUGACAUGGUAAAGGUGAUGUCUUUCGCCCUGCAGGAGGGGAGGGUGGCUGUUCACUGCCACGCAGGACUUGGGAGGACAGGUGUUCUAAUAGCUUGCUACUUAGUUUUUGCCACCAGAAUGAGUGCUGACCAAGCGAUUCUGUUUGUCAGAGCCAAAAGGCCCAAUUCCAUCCAGACCCGGGGGCAGCUGCUGUGUGUCAGGGAGUUUUCCCAGUUCCUGGUCCCUCUCCGCAAUGUCUUCGCGUGCUGUGAGCCCAAGGCACAUGCGGUCACCCUGUCCCAGUACCUGACCCGCCAGAGGCACCUGCUCCACGGCUACGAGAGCAGGCACCUCAAGCAUGUGCCAAAACUCAUCCACCUGGUGUGCAAGCUGCUGCUGGACCUGGCUGAGAACAGGCAGGUGGUAGAGGCAGAGCUGCUGGACAUCCCAGACCUCUCAGCUGAGAUUGAGAAGACCGUGUCCCAGCUGUCAUCCACGGAGCUCGAGCGGGAGCUGGCCAGGCACGACAGCGACAUGUCGGACUCGUCCAACACCUACUCCUCUGCUCUCGACAGCCAGGACUCACACUCCUCCCUGGGAUACGAAUGUGACGCUUUCUGUAAAAGAAGGAAUGUCGAAUUCCUUCAGCCUCUUACUCAUCUGAGAAGGCGUCUGAGCUACAGUGAGUCAGACCUAAGGAGAACUGAGUUUCUUUUGGAACAGGAUGACACUGCCUGGACAGUGCCUGCUCAGAUCUUAGUGAACAACAAACCCAAGCAGAAUAGUGGGGAGGAAUGUUCUGCCACAGGUGAGGCAAAGCCACAGCUGGAGUUAAACAAAGAAGCAUUAGUGCGUAACACGUGCAUGUUCUGGAGUCAAGGGAGAUUUAGUUUGGAUGGACGUAGGGAUGGCUCCUAUCACAGAAAGAGCUCUACCAAAGAAGUACAACGCAGCAGGACCUUUUCCUCAGACCUCGCGUCCAUGCACGAUCCUAAGGAACCUGGGAUGCCAAGGCACAGCUUUGCCAAUGAGACUGCUCACAGGAAGGACCACAAGACCAAUAUAUAUGGCAGGAGAGUCUAUCUCUCUGAGGACUCUGACUCUUCUUCUUCCUCUUCCAAAGUGAACUUUUCCAUUGGAUAUGAAAGCGAGAGUAGCAGAGAGCUGUCAGAGACAAUUCCACACAUUGUUCUGCAGUCAGAAUUAAGUUUGGAAGCCCGAAGAGUUUUGGCAGCCAAAGCACUUGCAGAUAUAAAUGAAUUUCUGGGAGAGGAUGAAGUGAAGCAGAAGGUAGAAAUGUGGCAGAAAGAACUGAAUUCUCAAGAUGGAGCUUGGGAUAAAAUCUGCACCGAGAGAGAUCCUUUUAUCCUCUGCAGCUUGAUGUGGUCAUGGAUAGAGCAGCUGAAAGAACCUAUUAUAUCCAAAGAUGAUAUUGACAUGCUGGCAAAAAACUGCACAAAAUCCCAGGAUGCACUCUACUUGCUGAGAAAGGAGCAGUGUCAGACCAUCCUUUGUAUUUUACACUGUGUGGUGAAACUGCAAGUGCUGCCAGCUGACGUGGAGGAGGCCGUACUUGCUCGUGCUAUUAAAGCUUUCACCAAGACAAGCUUCAAUUCUGAGGAUGGGCCAUAUGUUUACAAUACCUUGAAAACUGUAUUUAAACAAGCACUGGAAGAAAAAAGGAAAAGGAUUAAAGAAGGAACAGAGAAUCCUUCUUGAUUUCUACACAGCUCUGCCGAAGAAUUAGAUGGGCCUACCAAAUUAUUUUGCAUUUUCCAGCUACUGCAUUUUGUGCUACUUGGCAUGAUCUACUUAACUUUAGGUAAUAGAAGUUAUUAACAAAUCAUUUUAUUUUUUUAGAGGGAGGUUUAGUGGCAGUUGUUCAGUCUACAUAGUUUUAAAGAACAGCUCCAUGUGACCAUUCUCUGUAGCUUUUUGUUUCAGGUACUGUUCUUUUUUGUUGUGAAGGGUUCUCCAGUUCUCAGAUGUGUUUAUUGAUUUGGAAACCUCUGUUUUUGUCAAGAAACAUUAUUGUCAAGUUAUAUGACUGCCAUAAGUUCAGUGCCAUGAUCCCCAAAGGUUUAAUGGAUUAAUAUUUAUGUAUUAUAUAUGUUUACAUUAAUGAUAUUUGAUUUUACUUUGCA
Molecule: messenger RNA, 3399 nt
Organism: Pyrgilauda ruficollis (rufous-necked snowfinch)
Lineage: Eukaryota; Metazoa; Chordata; Aves; Passeriformes; Passeridae
Gene: PTPDC1
Product: protein tyrosine phosphatase domain containing 1
Exons: 9
Coding region: 533-2974 (813 amino acids)
Biological process (GO): cilium assembly; protein dephosphorylation
Molecular function (GO): protein tyrosine/serine/threonine phosphatase activity
Source: RefSeq, a predicted model, not a curated record